Molecule: messenger RNA, 748 nt
Organism: Etheostoma spectabile (orangethroat darter)
Lineage: Eukaryota; Metazoa; Chordata; Actinopteri; Perciformes; Percidae
Product: KH domain-containing, RNA-binding, signal transduction-associated protein 1
Biological process (GO): regulation of alternative mRNA splicing, via spliceosome
Cellular component (GO): nucleus
Molecular function (GO): mRNA binding; poly(A) binding
Source: RefSeq, a predicted model, not a curated record
CCCCCCCCCCCCCCCCCCCCAUCCAGAUGUGUGUCCAGAUGCUACUCCCACUGGUAGCCAGCAGUGUUUCAGGGUCUGCUUAUCUACUACUUUCAUGUCACACUUACUUACUGUAAAUAUUUAAGAAUGAAUACAGGCACUUUGUCAUGCCUUUUAAGAUUAUAAUGUAAUGCAUUCACUGAUUCCAGAAUAGCCAAUAUGUAAUAAUAAGGAAGUAGUUCAUAAGCGAACCUUGAAAUGAACUCAAAUGCAGCGAGGGAACGCUGUGUGUCUCAUUUUGUGUCAUAUCUGUCCUGAUUUUGGACUUUUUGUCUAGUGAUUGUCUGUCAUCGCCUACCAACUGCCAUACUGGGGGAUCUUGAAAAUACUUGUGUCAAUGAAUGUACUCAUUGCUUUUCUGUUUAUAGUCAUCAUACUGUGCAGUAAUAAGGAAAAGCACAAAAACUCUUUUCUCUUUUUGUUUUGCAUAAUGAAAAGGGAGCUGUUCUGUAUUAUUUGUGAAUAGUGUAAAUACUCAUUCUGAAGGUGAAGUGUAUCUGUUGUGGGGGGCUCGUUCAUGCUCUUCUGAGGCAGGACUGUGUUUGAAGUGUGUUUUUUUCCUUCGGUGAGAAUGCUGUGAAUAAGUUCUAUGUACAGUAUUUACGUGACUUUGGCCGACUGCUGAGCUCAGCUGUUUCCUGUUAAUAGAGUAGAGUCGCAGGCCUGAUCUCAGCCAGAACUGAGCCUUCUCAUAUGACUGAUGCCUGCU